AUGUCCGUUCCUUCGGUUCCUGUAUCCGUAGGUCUAGAUCCAAAGACUCAAGAGGAUGAAUAUGUACACACGGUAUAUAACGAGAUUGCAGCCCAUUUCUCGCAGACUCGGUACAAGCCAUGGCCCAUUGUUGAGAAGUUUCUUAAGGGCCAGCUACGGUUCUCUGUAGGUAUUGAUGUUGGCUGUGGGAAUGGAAAGUAUUUAUCUGUUAAUCCUGACUUGUUUGUAAUUGGGACAGACUACUCCACUGGUCUCAUAGAAUGUGGACACAAGUUGAACCCAGACUACAAUGUUGGAGUUGCUGAUGGACUUCAUUUACCGCAUCCCAAGGACACCUUUGACUUUGCAUUGAGCAUUGCAGUAAUCCACCACUUUGCAACUGAAGAACGCAGAGUUGAGGCCAUUGCUCAUAUCAUGAGUCGACUUCGUGUGGGGGGUCGUUUCUUGGUGUACUGUUGGGCAUUGGAGCAAGAGAACUCGCGUAGAGGUUACAAAGAGGGCGAUGAACAAGAUAUACUUAUCCCAUGGGUAUUGAAGAAGAACCAGCCCAAAAAGAAGAAGACAAAGAGAACCAAGCAUAAAGAAGAACAACACCAAGAAGAAAAAGAAGACUUUAAAACUGAAGAACAAAACGAGACUACAUCUGAACCUGUUGCAGACGAAACCAAAUACAGAUACUACCAUCUUUAUAAGAAGGGAGAACUUGCUGCAAAUUGUGUAGCUGCUGGAGGAAGAAUCAUUGAAGAAGGCUACGAGAAAGACAAUUGGUGGUGUAUUGCCGAAAGAGUGUAA
Messenger RNA from Lizanozyma spartinae, 792 nucleotides. RefSeq names its product tRNA (carboxymethyluridine(34)-5-O)-methyltransferase (gene TRM9). Gene Ontology annotation, biological process: tRNA wobble uridine modification. The record is from RefSeq and is a predicted model, not a curated record. Bases 1 to 792 code for a protein of 263 amino acids. The transcript has a single exon. Gene Ontology annotation, cellular component: cytoplasm; nucleus. Gene Ontology annotation, molecular function: tRNA binding; S-adenosylmethionine-dependent methyltransferase activity. Lineage: Eukaryota; Fungi; Ascomycota; Pichiomycetes; Serinales; Debaryomycetaceae.